AUGGCUUCGCUUCUUGGUUUCGUUGCCCGAAAUUGGCAGAUGUCAUCUCCCUCAGAGGUUCCAAAGGCACCUAAUGCUCUGAAGUUUGGCAUUCUUGGUGCUGCUAACAUUGCGAAAAGCGUCUUGAUCAACCCGGCGAAAACACACCCUGAGGUGAAGGUCCAGGCUGUUGCCGCUCGUGACAAGCACAGGGCAGUGGCGUAUGCCAAUAAACACGGCAUAACUCAGGUGCAUGAGAGUUAUGAUGCGAUCCUCGAUGACCCAUCCAUCGACGCUGUUUAUAUCCCGCUUCCCUCUAGCUUGCAUUGUGAGUGGGUUUUGAAAGCACUAAACAAGGGAAAACAUGUUCUCGUGGAAAAGCCUGCUGUUGUCAAUGCCAUUGAGGCCGAGGCUCUAUUCCAGUCACCAGUGCUUCAAAAACCCAACGCUCCAAUCCUACUCGAAGCAAUGCACCAUCGUUUCCAGCCAUCAUGGCAAUACUUCCUUUCCUUGGUCGAUCGGUCGAGCCUAGACCGCGUGGUCUCUAUUGGCAAGCUUCCAUCGUAUAUCAUCCCAAAGACCAGCGUUCAGCUUGGGUAUGAAACCGGUGGUGGCAAUCUACUCAACCUAGGAACAUACGGGAUGUGCGUCUUGCGGGAGAUUAUAGGUGCUGAACCUGAAGAGUGUACCAAAUGCACCAUUCGAAAAGCACCGCUCAAUGGACUCUGUGAUGAGGCGGCUGAAGCCAACUUCCGGUUCCCGCAUGGCGUUGUUGGCGAGAUCGUAACGGAUAUGCGUGCAAGUGUUUUCAUCCUCCCGACAUUCAUAGCCUCGGUUGUUCACAAGGAGGUGCCGGUAGAAGAUGACAGACUUUGCCGUGGUCAGAAGAAAUUUCACAUUCGCAAAGUUACUCUAAACAAUUUCCUGAUGGCAGCGGCCUGGCAUCGUAUCGAUAUCGAAGAUGAGUUUAUCAUCAAGAAGGUCGAUGGAGAAACCAAGGGAGUCAUCAAACGAUGGACGAAGAAAGAGUCUCGAAAGAUAUAUACGUUCAAAGAUGCUGGACUCGAUCAACCUGGAGAGCCAUUUUGGAGCUCAUGGCGCCAUCAACUCGAGCAGUUCGUCAACCGUGCUCGGGGUAGGGAGGGCUCCGGCCUCUGGUUCAGCAACGAGGAUAGUCUUAAGCAGGCGAAAAUAAUUGACAUGGCAUACGAGGAAGCGGGAUUACCCUUGAGGCCUACUGGAGGCUUUCCCCAUCGGCAUGCAUCUGCAUAA
Messenger RNA from Aspergillus puulaauensis, 1251 nucleotides. Its product is annotated as Gfo/Idh/MocA family protein. Lineage: Eukaryota; Fungi; Ascomycota; Eurotiomycetes; Eurotiales; Aspergillaceae. The record is from RefSeq and is a predicted model, not a curated record. Bases 1 to 1251 code for a protein of 416 amino acids. The transcript has 3 exons. Gene Ontology annotation, molecular function: nucleotide binding.